AUGGGCCAUGCGAAGCCAUUUGUCCCGUGGGUCACACGGUGCCGUGCCCACCCCCCCCCCCCAGACCCCACCUGGGCCAGCCUGAACCUGGGGGCUCUGAUCUGCAUCGAGUGCUCGGGGAUCCACCGCAACCUGGGCACCCACCUGUCGCGCGUGCGCUCCCUCGACCUGGACGACUGGCCCCGGGAGCUGACGCUGGUGCUCGCCUCCAUCGGCAACGCCACCGCCAACAGCAUCUGGGAGAAGAACCCCCAGGGCCGCUGCAAACCCACCCCCGAGUCGUCACGGGAGGAGCGGGAGUCGUGGAUCCGGGCCAAGUACGAGCAGCGGCUGUUCCUGGCGCCGCUGCCGGCGGCCGAGGCGCCGCUGGGGGAGCAGCUCCUGCAGGCGGUGCAGGAGAAGGACCUGGAGGCCGUGCUGCUGCUCCUGGCUCACAGCAAGAAGGAGCAGCUCGGCGUCAGCGACAAGGACCGGCGCACGGCGCUGCACCUGGCCUGCGACAUGGCCCUCGUGGUCAUCACACAGCUGCUGGUGUGGUACGGCGCGGACGUGAGGGCGCGGGACGGGCAGGGCCGCACCGCGCUGUUCUACGCCCGCCGCGCCGGCAGCCAGGAGUGCGCCGACAUCCUGCUGCAGCACGGCUGCCCCGGGGAGGGCCCCGGCGGCCCCCCGACCCCCGGCCUGCGCCGCAAGAGCAGCGCUGCCAGCGUGGGCCCCUGCGAGCCCCGGACCGCCCUGGUAUAGCGGGCGAGGGGCCCGGCACCCACCCGGACCCCCGCCCACCCCCCCCCCCCCCCCCACACUCCGGGCGCCCGCCCGGCACUGCCCCACGGUUUGUAUUUUUGAUGCUCUAUUUAUUAUUCAGCUCCCGCUGGGG
Messenger RNA from Oxyura jamaicensis (ruddy duck), 877 nucleotides. Its product is annotated as arf-GAP with GTPase, ANK repeat and PH domain-containing protein 2-like. Gene Ontology annotation, molecular function: GTPase activator activity; protein binding. Gene Ontology annotation, cellular component: nucleus. The transcript is spliced from 3 exons. NCBI's taxonomy places the organism in Eukaryota, Metazoa, Chordata, Aves, Anseriformes, Anatidae. The record is from RefSeq and is a predicted model, not a curated record. Bases 1 to 744 code for a protein of 247 amino acids.